Messenger RNA from Heterobilharzia americana, 387 nucleotides. The record is from the annotation of a GenBank genome assembly. NCBI's taxonomy places the organism in Eukaryota, Metazoa, Platyhelminthes, Trematoda, Strigeidida, Schistosomatidae.
AUGUUUUCAGGUAUUUUCACUCUGUUUACCACUACUACUAAUACUCACACUGCUGCUGCUGCUGCUACUACUACUACUACUACUACUACUACUACUACUACUACUACUACUACUACUACUACUACUACUACUACUACUACUACUACUACUACUACUACUACUACUACUACUACUACUACUACUACUACUACUACUACUGGAUGUCUGUUUUCCUUGCUUCAUGUGCAAGCUGUAGAUGAAAUGGAAUAUUGUUUGAAAUCAUUGAAAAUUAUCUGUAAAUUAUUCACUUAUUGUACAGUUCAUGUGAAGAUUUCUUACGCACAAUUAAAAUUUUACUACUGGAACCCCUUAAUACCAAUAAUAAUGGACUCAAAUAAAUAUCGUUGA